GGUGAAUGUUUUCUUGGCAUAUACUAUGCGUUUUCUUCUGGAUUCGAAAUGUCGUAUCACCGAUGGCUCCUGCCUGUCGCCUUAUAUUCAUAGCUUGGACCUGCCACAAUGCGGCAAUAGAACCCUCAUACAGGCUGGGAUAAGUGUGUGUCAAAUAAGCUGCCAUUGUUAUGGUGAAAGGCACUUCCACUGCUAUCCCUUUUUACACCCAGCAAUAUCGCCGAGGUUGGUUUCAUGCAUGUACAUAUGUUGUACGUGUGGCAAUGGCCCAGUGGCAUAUCAUCUCCAACCCCGGUGCAGUGUAUGUAGUCACACAGUCUGUGCAAACUGCCAGAUUACACAGAUCUUUUAGGAAUUUAGACCCUUAUUCAUUCA
This is a messenger RNA of Aspergillus alliaceus, 375 nucleotides long. RefSeq lists its product as uncharacterized. The coding region runs from base 26 to 352 and encodes 108 amino acids. The record is from RefSeq and is a predicted model, not a curated record. Lineage: Eukaryota; Fungi; Ascomycota; Eurotiomycetes; Eurotiales; Aspergillaceae. The transcript has 3 exons.